Messenger RNA from Engraulis encrasicolus (European anchovy), 3243 nucleotides. It is a transcript of the gene kcnk7, whose product is annotated as potassium channel, subfamily K, member 7. The record is from RefSeq and is a predicted model, not a curated record. Gene Ontology annotation, biological process: potassium ion transmembrane transport; stabilization of membrane potential. Bases 280 to 1425 code for a protein of 381 amino acids. Gene Ontology annotation, molecular function: outward rectifier potassium channel activity; potassium ion leak channel activity. Gene Ontology annotation, cellular component: plasma membrane. NCBI's taxonomy places the organism in Eukaryota, Metazoa, Chordata, Actinopteri, Clupeiformes, Engraulidae. The transcript has 3 exons.
GCUUGCUUGCUCAAAAAAAAGCCACCUAUUGCACGCGAUGACAGAGUGCAAAAGCAUCAACUAAAAACCUGGAAACGAGUUUGGGACAUGCUUUCAUUGACUUUCAGAUAACGAAACUUGUCAAACGCACGCAGACUGGCGACACGGGUAGCUUGCUUGCUGUAAUUAAAUUUUAAACGCUGAUGAAUGCUGCAUGCGCCACAGGGUGUUUGGUUACUCUCCUGACGGAACUGUCCAGUGUUCUCUGCCCUCUCGCCUUCUUCAGGUGACUUGGCAAACAUGGCCCGGUGUCUCGAGUCCACUCAAAAGUUCCUUCGAGAACACGCGUUUCUUUUUUUGGUGUUUGGGUACAUACUUUUCAUUCUAUUCGGUGGUCUUAUUUUUAUGGCGCUUGAGCAGUCCGGGGAGACUCACUUGGUUACUGAGGUGCAAGAUCUCCGAACAACGUUUCUGAAUGAAAACCGCUGUGUUCAGGAGAAGCGUCUGGAUGUUCUACUGCGCGAGGUGCUAACGGCGGGGAAGAGCGGUGUGGCUGUGCUGGAAGCAGACAGUGAUCAGUAUAACUUUGACUUCACAUCGUCGCUUUUUUUCGUCACUACAUUUCUCACAACCACAGGUUAUGGCACCACCAUGCCCCUGUCCGAUGGAGGGCGCCUCUUUUGCAUCCUGUACUGCAUGCUGGGCAUCCCCGUCACCCUGCUCCUGCUCUCCUGCCUCACGCACGCCCUGCUGCCCUGGGUGACGGGUCGGCCCGUGCUUCACCUCCAGACCCGUUGGGGGCUCCCUAAGCACCGCGCGGCCCUGCUCUACGCGUGCGUGCUGGCCGGCGUGACCGGCGUGCUCUUCUUCCUGCUGCCGGCCGCCGUGCUGGCGCUGCUGGAGCGCGACUGGAGCUUCCUGGAGGCCCUCUACUUCUGCUUCAUCUCACUCAGCACCAUCGGGCUGGGAGACUACCUGCCGGGACGAGCCCAGAACCGGGCCGCGCGCCAGGGCCUGGAGUUUGCCACCUCCUGUUACCUUGUGGUGGGUCUGGUGGUGCUGCUGGUUGUCCUGGAGACCUUCUGGGUUCUGCCCCAGGUACAGGCGCUGGUCCGGGUCUUCACAGGCCAGCACACCACGGAGCUGAAGGGUCUGGACCUGGACGAGAUGGUGCAGGACUGGGACGACACCUGUCCCAACUCCCCCACGGAGGCUCCUGAAUACGCCCUCCCCAUCUCCAUGAUCUCGCCCUGUCCGCCGGAUGGUUCGCGCCCCAAAACCCUGCCCCUGGCCUUGCCUUUGUCCGAUCCCCAGCCCCCAGAAACCCAACCUCAGCUCCAGGACCAAGCCCAGGAUCAGCCUGGGCAUGAACCCGCACCAGAGAACCCAGACGGGGAGGACGAGGUCCCUUCGGAUGACCAGACUGUCCCUAAAGACGAGCAAUAAAAAACAUUGUGGGGGAAUUUAUUACAUAUCACUGACACCUCCAACCCCACGACCAAUACUAACACACUGUGGUGACUACUUACAGGAACAAAGGAGUAACACUGUGGAGGAUUUGGUGCAUAUAUUACUGACACUGAGUUAUAUGCCCCACUCUUUAGCCUCAGUCCCAGAAAGGGCUGAGGAAAAACUCAGAGGACUAGCAUCAUCCAGACCCAAAGGACCAACACUAAAACACUAUGCAAAGGUUUACAUUGCAUAUAACUGCAACUGACAAAUAUGGUGCCGUUUUUACAUGGCAUUGAGGAUUUUAGUAGAGAGUAAGAAUCACUCACCUAAGGAAGUAGUUAACGUCUAGAAAAGUCUUCCAGGUUUUAUGUAUCCACAUACUUUGCACAUAGGUACUUUUGAGAAGGUCCACAAGGUAGAGUUUGUGCAAUUUUGUACUGUAUAAAAAUUGACAGUACAUCAUGUAUGACAGAAAAACCAAAGACUUCCUACCACUGCUUCUGUCUGACUGAGCAAAGGUGUAGGCCUACCUCAGAUGCCCAACCCUCAUAUAGUCUAUUAGUCAGGUCUAGUAGUUUUUAUCAGUGGUGAAGACGGUGAUUAGGGGUUCAUCCAUCCCAUUAUCUAAUGUCCCGCCUUUGCCUUGUGCUUGUGGACUCAAGAUGCGAGGCAAGACGUCAUAGACGAUAGACGUGUUAUACAAUAUCUUGCAAAAGUUUUAUACAAAAUCUUGCAUCUGCAAGAGUGAUGUUGACUGGGGGACAAGUCCCCAAAAAGCUGUUGUGCAAAGACUGACAGCGGGGAAACUGUAUUGUUUUCUCCAGGUGGUACGUCAGCAAAGCACGAGGACACAAGCACAAGGUGAGGAUGGGAGAGUAGGUAAUGGGAUGGACCCCUAGGUGUCCUUGUUUCUUCAUUAGAAGUGUAACCAUGUACAUACAUGCUUAUCCGGUUUACAGUACCAAACAUGAGGAAGAUCAUCUACUCCAAUCACACUAUGCUGUUCUUGAGGUGUAUCCGUUCUUCCAAAUAGCUUGAUUUUAAUGUAUCAAGUUGUCAUUGCAUAAAUGUUACUGUUUCUCCUCGCAUUCUGUAGAAGAUGUGCAAUGUAGUAGUAGGGGUUUAUUAUUCUCUACAAGUAGGUUUACUACCUUGACAUUUAUCAUAUACAUUCUAUACAUCUCUCCUUAAAUGGGCAAUGGAGGAAAAAAAAGAAAACUUUUUGUAAGUCUACAUUUUCUAUGAUUCCAUGCUGACUGUUAGGUAUACUACCACCAGGGGGCAGUCCUCACACUCAGAUGACUCACUCAGAUACAUGAUUAUAAUACUGAACUCAUGGACAAUAACGAAUGCGACCUGUUCAUCUGCUGUACACUUUCUAUGUCUGAAAGUGGUAAAUAAAAGCUUGCUUAAAAAUCAUAAAAAGUGAAACUGAUGAAAGAACUAAGCUCUUCUGUGGGUACAUUAACAGAGCAAGCGCACACUUGUGUGAAAAGCAACCAAUACCAAUUAGCUAAACAUUAUUUUCGCUUGUUUAUUUAUGGAGUGAAACCUCUCUUUGUUCUUUAUGCAAAUCAAUGUCUCGAACACAAAUGUGGCUUUCAGUGGGGUACAGAUAUAUGUGUGUGUGUGUGUGUGUGUGUGCGUGUGUGUGUGUUUCUCAGCAAGCCUUGUCUGCUCUCUGUCUCUGUGUGAGUGAGUGUGCUGCAGCAGUAAUGCCCGGAACGGUGACUCAGGCCAUGUGCCCAUGCCAGUGUUUCUCAACCAGGGUGCCGCACACCCCCUUCAGGGAAACGUGGCUGACGGUGUGUG